Monopterus albus (swamp eel) is the source of this 2530-nucleotide messenger RNA. RefSeq names its product propionyl-CoA carboxylase subunit alpha (gene pcca). Gene Ontology annotation, molecular function: metal ion binding; ATP binding; propionyl-CoA carboxylase activity. Bases 152 to 2287 code for a protein of 711 amino acids. Gene Ontology annotation, cellular component: mitochondrion. The record is from RefSeq and is a predicted model, not a curated record. The transcript is spliced from 23 exons. Lineage: Eukaryota; Metazoa; Chordata; Actinopteri; Synbranchiformes; Synbranchidae.
CAGACAGAAGAUGGCGAUAAUGCACCUAAAGCUGGUUGCCAACCGUCAUUAAAACAGCUGAGGAAGAAGACGAAGACGACGACGAAGAAGAAGUGCGUUUGGUGUAGCUGCAGCCGGACGUUAUUCUCGUUGACGGUCACAGCUCGGCAACAUGGCGGCGCCCAGUCUCUCUUCAUUACUCAACAGGGUGCAGUUAACUAUAAAGUAUGUCUCGCUGCAGUCCAGAUGCUGUGCACUGCACAGCAAGGCUCAAUAUUCCACAGUCUACAAUCCCAGUGAGCAGACUUUUGAUAAGAUCCUCAUUGCCAACAGAGGAGAGAUUGCUUGCAGGGUGAUCAAAACAUGUAAGAAGAUGGGGAUCCAGACUGUAGCUAUUCACAGCGAUGUAGACACUAAUGCUGUUCAUGUAAAGAUGGCUGAUGAGGCACUGUGUGUUGGCCCUGCCCCUACUAAUAAGAGCUACUUGAACAUGGAUGCCAUUAUGGAUGCCAUCAGAGCAACUGGAGCACAAGCUGUUCAUCCUGGCUAUGGGUUUCUUUCCGAAAACAAAGAGUUUGCAAAGCGACUGGCAGCGGAGGGCAUAUCAUUCAUUGGCCCAGAUACACAUGCUAUCCAGGCAAUGGGGGAUAAAAUUGAGAGCAAGCUGAUCGCUCAGGCUGCUAAGGUCAACGUUAUUCCAGGAUAUGAUGGAGUCGUAAAGACUGCUGAGGAAGCUGUGAAGAUCGCAAAAGACAUUGGCUACCCUGUGAUGAUCAAAGCAUCUGCAGGAGGAGGAGGGAAAGGAAUGAGGAUUGCUUGGAAUGAUGAGGAAACAAGAGAAGGUUUCCGCCUCUCAUCUCAGGAGGCAGCGUCCAGCUUUGGAGAUGACAGGCUGCUCAUUGAGAAGUACAUAGACAACCCCAGACACAUAGAGAUACAGGUGCUGGCUGAUAAACAUGGUAAUGCUCUGUGGCUGAAUGAGAGGGAGUGCUCGAUCCAAAGGAGGAACCAGAAGGUGGUGGAAGAGGCUCCCAGUACUUUCCUGGACAUAGUGACACGGCAGGCAAUGGGUGAUCAGGCAGUUCAGUUAGCCAAGGCUGUGCAGUACUCUUCUGCUGGCACUGUGGAGUUCCUGGUGGAUUCCAAGAAGAACUUCUACUUCCUGGAGAUGAACACACGAUUACAGGUGGAACAUCCAAUUACAGAGUGCAUUACUGGCCUGGACCUGGUGGAGCAGAUGAUCAGGGUUGCCAAGGGUUACCAACUGCAGCACAAACAGGAAGAUAUACCAAUAAAUGGAUGGGCUAUUGAGAGCCGUGUCUACGCUGAGGAUCCUUACAAGUCUUUUGGUCUUCCCUCUAUUGGACGACUGUCCCAAUACCAAGAGCCACUCAACCUCACAAAUGUCCGUGUAGACACUGGCAUCCAGGAGGGCAGUGAAAUCAGCAUCUACUAUGAUCCCAUGAUCUCCAAGUUGAUUACCUAUGGAGCUACACGAGCUGAAGCCCUUGCCAGGAUGGAGGAUGCUCUAGAUCACUAUGUUAUCAGAGGUGUGACCCACAACAUCCCCCUCCUACGGGAAAUCAUCACCCACCCUCGCUUCAUUUCUGGUGACAUCAGCACCAACUUUCUGCCAGAGAUUUACCCUGAUGGAUUCAAGGGCCACCAGCUGGAGGUGGACGAGCGCAUGGAGCUGUUAGCCUCAGCAGGAGCGCUCUACAUCACUGCUCAACUCCGUUCGCAGAAGGUCUUGGACAACCUGAGGGUGUCAACGACCCCUACGGAAUGCAGCCAUUGGGAGUUGUGUGUGGAGAUGGGGGAGGGACGCCAUACUUUGGAGAUUACCAAAUCAGGAAAUGUUUAUACUGUAGAGGUGGAUGGAGUAAAGGUGGAGGUCAGUGGACAGUGGAACCUGGCCUCCCCACUACUGCCACUCGUCAUCAACGGCACAAAGAGAAUGCUACAGUGUCUGUCCAGAGAUGCUUCAGGAAGGAUUGUCCUACAGUACCUAGGCACAUCGUUUAAGGUUCGUGUUCUGUCCAAGCUGGCUGCAGAGUUGAACUCCUACAUGCCAGAGAAAGUUCCCGAAGACACCAGCAGCAUCCUGCGUUCACCAAUGCCAGGCACAGUGGUGGCUGUGUCCAUCAAGCCUGGAGACACGGUUGCAGAGGGUCAGGAGAUCUGUGUGAUUGAAGCCAUGAAGAUGCAAAACAGUCUGACUGCUGUCAAGCAAGCAAAGAUUAAGAGUGUCCACUGCAAACCGGGGGAGACUGUAGGAGAGGGAGACCUGCUGGUAGAGCUUGAAUAAAAAAAGAUAAUUAAAAAAAACCAUAUGGGACAAGCACCAAGAUGAGCCUUACUCCUGUCCUCUCCUCGCUGUCCACAGAUGAUCCACAUUGGCAGGCAGACUGCACAGUAACAGUUUUUUUUCCCCCAUCAGUGGGAAUUGAGCAAAGUUUAGUUCCCUUGAUGGUGACUCAGCGAUGAGCUAUCAGCAGUGCCACAUCCCACUCCAUCUUGCUCCUCUUGUGAUGUGUUCUGCUUGUUCUUU